Molecule: messenger RNA, 2967 nt
Organism: Acanthosepion pharaonis
Lineage: Eukaryota; Metazoa; Mollusca; Cephalopoda; Sepiida; Sepiidae
Source: the annotation of a GenBank genome assembly
AUGAUUCAUGGUCGACCGAAAGGUGGUAUGGUGAGGGGUCCCAUAAAGAAAAAUGUUUUUAACAAUCAUACUUCAGAAGAUUUAUGGUUUAUUCAAAAACUCGACCAUUUCACACCUUCCGAUACACGUACUUGGAAACAGCGAUAUUUUAUUAAUAAAUCCUAUUUCAAAUCUGGCGGCCCAAUAUUUCUGAUGAUUGGUGGUGAAGGGGAAGCAGAUCCAGUUUGGAUGACACAUGGAGACUGGAUAGAAAAUGCCAAGAAAUACAAUGCAUUUUGUAUUCAAGUUGAACAUCGAUAUUAUGGAAAAAGUCAUCCUACAGAAGACAUGAGUACAGAAAAUUUAAAAUACUUAAGCAGCAUGCAAGCUUUAGCUGAUUUGGCUCACUUUCGUAAGUCCAUCACAAAUGAAUAUGGCUUCACUAAGAACAAAUGGAUUUCUUUUGGUGGAUCUUAUCCAGGAUCACUUUCUGCUUGGUUUCGUUUAAAAUACCCUCAUCUGGUAAAUGGUGCUGUGGCAUCCAGUGCUCCAGUCAAUUCUGUCUUAAAUUUUAAAGACUAUCUGAAUGUAGUCAAGUCUGCUUUGGACAUGGUGGGAGGCCCUCAGUGUAGCAAGAAAGUUAGUGAAGCUACUUUAACAGUGACGGAAUUGUUAAAAACAGACCUUGGUAGAAAGAAACUUCAGAAGAUGUUUAGCCUAUGUGAUUAUCCAGAUAUAACAAAUCGUCUAGAUAUGGCAAGCCUCUUCUCUGCUCUCUCUGGAAAUUUUGAAGGUGUUGUACAAUAUAACAAAGACAAUCGCAAAUUUGAGGGAGCAGUUGGCACCAAUAUAACUAUUGAUACACUUUGCAAUAUUAUGGUGCAUGAUACACAUCACAGCCCAAUUGAAAGAUAUGCCAAAAUUAAUCAAAUGCUACUAAACACUUACCAUCAAAAGUGUUUAGAUUUCAAAUAUGAUAAGAUGAUUAAAGAUUUAAAGAAUACUAGUUGGAAUGCCAGUUCUGCAGAGGGUGGUCGACAGUGGUUAUACCAAACAUGUACAGAAUUUGGAUAUUUUCAGACGUCUGAUUCAGAUACUCAACCUUUUGGGCAUAAUUUUCCUCUUGAUUUUUCAGUCCAAAUUUGUAUGGAUGCCUUUGGAAGAAAAUAUAAUGCCAGCUUCAUUAAACAAGGGAUUCAGUGGACGAAUUCAAAUUAUGGUGGUUUAAAGCUUUCUGAAAGUAAUAUUGUUCUACCAAAUGGUUCCAUUGAUCCUUGGCAUGCACUUGGAAUUCUGAAAAACUUAUCAAAAAAUACUAUUGCUAUCUUUAUCAAUGGAACUGCACAUUGUGCAAAUAUGUAUCCAUCAGACCCAAAUGACAAUCCAGAUUUGCUGUUGGCUCGGAUUGAGAUCUCUCAACUCAUUGGGAAAUGCGUUAUUUGUACCCUCGUCAUAAAGAUGGAAUCAGAUUUCGGUAAGACAAUGAUCAAUGAUAAAGAAAUGACCCCGCUAGAUCUUAAUGAUGAAGCACCAAAACUUGAAAUCAAGACUCCAUUGAAUUCUGAUAAUCCUAAACCUGAAGCAGUUGCCAUGAAAAAAUCUGUGGGAUUAGCAAGUGCUGUGGCCUUGAUUGUCGGCACCAUGAUUGGUUCUGGUAUCUUCAUCUCCCCUAAAGGUGUUUUGAUUGGAGCAGGAUCUGUGGCCUUCAGUUUAAUUGUAUGGUUUCUUUGUGGUUUGUUAGCCACCCUUGGUUCCUUAUGUUAUGCUGAGUUAGGGGCUGCAAUUCCAGUGUCUGGUGGGGAAUAUGCCUAUUUGAUGCAUACGUUUGCACACAUGCAUCCAACAUGGGGCCCUGUUCCUGCAUUUUUAUUUGCAUGGCUUGCCAUGUUUGUCAUUCGUCCAGGGAUGGUGUCAAUCAUGAUGAUGAGUCUUGGGACAUAUGUAUCCAAACCUUUCUAUGGCCAUUGUGAACCACCGGAAUAUGUGAUCAAACUCAUUACUAUUACUGCAUUAAUCUUCAUUUCCUUCAUCAACUGUUUCAGUGUAAAAUUUGCUACUAAGCUGCAGAAUAUUAUGACAAUUACAAAAAUCAUUGCCAUUUUCAUUAUUACUGUGGGCGGAUUUUACUUUAUGGCUAUUGGUAAAUUGGAUUUCAUUUCGGAAGGAUUUGAAGAUACAGCCCAGGACCCUUCAGCUAUUGCUUUGGGAUUUUAUAAUGGUCUUUGGGCUUAUGAUGGUUGGAAUAACUUAAAUUUUGUGACUGAAGAGUUAAAAAAUCCACACAAAAAUUUACCUCUUGCCAUAAUCAUUGGAAUUCCCACUGUUACAUUCUGUUAUAUUUUGGUCAAUGUUGGUUAUUUUACUGUCAUGUCAAAAGAGGAAAUCCUUCUCUCAGAUGCUGUUGCUGUGGUUUGGGGACAGAAGCUGCUUGGUGUGAUGGCAUGGGUGAUGCCAGUUUUUGUUGUCCUGUCAUGUUUUGGAGCAGCAAAUGGUAGUUUGUUCUCAAGUGGCAGAUUAAAUUUUGUGGUUGCAAGAAAUGGACAUUUAAUGAAAGCUUUCUCUUUUAUUCAUACUGAACGAUACACGCCAGUUCCGUCAAUUAUAUUCACAACUUUUGUUGGAAUUUUAUUGAUCUUGAUCUUUAACCUUGGGACACUCAUCCAGUUCUUUAGUUUCACUGCCUGGAUAUUCCAUGGUUUAACAUGUGCCUGUGUUUUGGUGCUGCGUCGGACACAGAAAGAUUUGAAACGCCCUUACAAGGUUCCUUUAUUCAUUCCUGUUCUUGUCAUCUUUGGUGCCAUUUACCUUGUAGUGACACCAAUCAUUCUUGACCCACGCAUCGAGUUCUUCUAUGCAUUUAUGUUUGUUGUUAGUGGUCUUGUGGUUUAUUUCCCAUUUAUCCAUUUUAAACUGAAGAUGCCAUAUGUUGAUAAAUUUACACGGACUCUCCAGCUGUUAUUAAAGAUUACAUAUCCUCACAGCAACUGA